AUGGUCUGUUUCUUUAUAGAUAUACUUAUAGAUAUACUUGAUUACUUAUACGGAAGCGCAAAUCUCGAUAUUAAUAUAGGAGCGGAACUUCUGGAGGAGAUACGGAUAAUUAUUAUAGCCGCAAAUGCCUUAGGGAACCUCUUCUGGUAUAUAAGCGGGGCUAUAGGUAUCUUACGGACUAUAUACGGGGCUUUCGGAUUAUCUUUAAGGCUAUAUGGUCCGUAA
Molecule: messenger RNA, 225 nt
Organism: Hyaloscypha bicolor E
Lineage: Eukaryota; Fungi; Ascomycota; Leotiomycetes; Helotiales; Hyaloscyphaceae
Exons: 2
Coding region: 1-225 (74 amino acids)
Source: RefSeq, a predicted model, not a curated record